CCUGCAGGAGCACACGUGCGUGGCGCACAAGGACCACCUGUACGUGUUCGGCGGCGAGCUGGGCUUCUCGGCGUGCGGGGAGACGCCCCUGUGGGCCUACAGCGUCAAGAGUAACUCCUGGCGGAAGGCGGACGGGCAGAGGGGCGCCGCGGCGCCCAGGGGCCGGCGUGGACACAGCGCCCUGGUGUACCGCGGCAGCAUGCUCGUGUACGGCGGCUACCGCGACCUCCGGGGCUCCUCCAACGAGCUGUGGGCCUUCCAUUUCGAAACCGAGUCGUGGCACAUCAUCAGCUCGGGCAAGACGAUCAGCAAGUCGGACAACAUCCCCCCGGCGCGCCACAAGCACUCGGCCGUCAUCCACGACGACACCAUGUGGGUCUACGGCGGCAUGACGGACCUCAACGAGCGGCAGGACCUGUGGCGGAUAGACCUGCACCGGAAGCGCUGGUACUGCGUGCGCUCCAAGCAGGGCAAGUCGGGCCCCGGUCCGCUGCACUCGCACGCGGCCUGCAAGCUGCCGGGGUGCAUGCUGGUGUUCGGCGGCGAGCGCGCCGGCCAGCCCAGCGCCGACCUGUGGCGCUUCCACUUCGGCACGGAGACCUGGGACCGCGUGGCCGUGGACGGCCCCAAGCCGUCGGCGCGCGCCGAGGCCGUCGCCCUGGCCGUGUCCGAGCUGCUGCUCGAGGCCGCCACGGAGGACUCCUUGGCCACGCGGAACGGGCUCGUCAACGGGCACCACAACUCCAACAACCAGGCCAGCACCCCUAACGGCUUCGGCUCCAGCAACCUGGGCUUCCUCAAGGAGAUCUCCAAGCUGUCGCAAAUCAACCUGAGCCGCCUGGCCCACCACAAGUGCAACUACUCGGUGCUGGACGCGGAGGAGGGCGAGCGCACGGGCGGCCCCGUGGGGCCCGGCACCCCCGUCACGCCGGGCGUCGGCAUCCCGGGCAGCGCGAGCCGCGACUUCAGCCUGCUGCACCAGCAGUUCACGCCCAAGCGCCGCUCCGAGUCCUACACCUCGCACCUGGGCCACGCCGCCGAGCUGCAGCAGCGGCAGCUGCAGGAGGAGCAGGACCUGCUGCGGCAGCAGCAGCUGGAGAUGCAGCAGCAGCAGCAGAGGGCGCAGCGCACCAUUCCCAAGUCGGCGUCCGUCCGGUUCCAGCCGCACCUCGAGGAGGUGUCCGACGAGAACAUCUCGAGCACGUCCGACUACGCGAGCAUCGAGACGGUGAACCGCCUGUCGUCGGCCAGCACCUGCAGCAACAGGCCGUCCCCGGUGGACUCUGGAGGGAAGUCCGCGUCGCGGCCGGGCUCGGGCCGCAAGACCCCCCUGGCCGCCAGGGAGGGCCCCAUCAGCUUCUGCAACCCCAACUACAUGGGCCCCGAGGCGCGGCGGCAGCAGCAGCAGCAGGCCAGGAAGUCGUGGCACGCCGGCAUGCUGGGCCUGUCGCCGACCUCGUCGCCGUCGUCCUCGCCGUCCGCCGCCACUCCGCAGCAGGCCGCCGCGCGCCUCCUCAACUCGCCGCCCGACUCGCUGCUCGAGGACCCCUGCGGCAGGUCCACCAGCCAGUGCUUCCAGGACGAAGAGGUAGAGAUGCAGCAGAUCGGUUCUCCGCCCAAGCGCGCGCCGCCGCAGUCCCUGGCGCUGCGGAACACGGCGCACCCCGCUUGCAACCACCACCACCAGCACCACCAGCACCACAACCACUCGAUGCGCGGGCCGAGCAAGUCGCGGGCCAGCAGCGCCUCGCGGGCGGAGCGCGGCAUGGCGCGGACGGAGCUGGACGCGGAGGACGCCGUGGACGCGCCGGCCGCCCGGCACCAGCCCGCCGCCGUCUACAUGUUCCUGGUGGGCGGCAAGGAGCACGGCCAGGUGACCGUCUUCAGGAGGCCGCUGUCCGUCUGGAAGCUCCUCCUGCACCACUACGCCUUCUGAGACAGCUGCGCCAGCCCACCCCACCGCCGCCGUCAGAGUACAAACGGAGCAAACGGGGACCCUGCGAGUGGCGGCAUGCGCUUGGACUGCUGGCUCCCAGGGACCCCGGGUGCCUCGAUUGCUUGCAUUGCGGGUGCAUCUUUUUGCGCAAAAGAGUCUAGCUUUGCGCCUACUCCUGAUUCGCAUUCAUGUUGCAGUGAGAGUAGUGCCAAUUUUUGUAUUCUUCCAUGAAAGAACAAUAACUUUCAAUAGGAUUAGGUGUGUUGUUAUCUUUGAGUAGGUGAAUUUAUCACAAAAAGUCCAUAGGGAAAAAAAUGUAUUACCGUGCCAAAGUAAUUUUGACCCACUCCAGACUAAAUUGACAGAGCGGCAAGUAAAUUUAUGAUCUUUGCUGAAUUAGUGGUGUGGUUUUAGUAUAUCGAAAACACUAAAUCACAUAUAGAAUUUAAAAGAAAUUUUUAACAAAUCACUUUUUAAAGAGUCCUUGAAAGAGAUCAAUUUGUAAUAGAUCAUCAUUUUAUCCAAGGGAGCAAGUUAGAUGCAUUUUUGUGAGGUAUUUUUUAUAACUGGAGAAACAGAGAAAGGAUUUUUUUGACCGUCCAAAAGAGCACAAAGUUGGCCUGAUGUAGAGGAAGUAGUCAUCUGAAUUGGUAACCAUGCGACCGUCCAAAGUAUUGUUUUGUGACCAACCCAGAUAUCAUGAAAAAAAAAAAGGAAAAUCCGAUGAAAUAAAACUCAUUUCUUUUUUUCCUGCUUCAAAAGUACAACUUCUCUUUAAUGUUUGUAGUUGCAACUCUUAAUGUAACCCAUGUGUUGUUGAUUUUCUCAAUUUUUAUAUUUUAACUCUUUUCAAAGAUCUCCUUGUUAAGUUUAAGUUUCCUUUAGUUCAAUUCAUACUUUUCAUUUUAAGUCAGAGAUUUAGAGUCAUAGUAAGAAGAGGAAGAGUCACUCCCAGCUUGUUCGAUUUUCAAGCAAUUUGAGUAGUGUUUGAGUUACUGUCUAUGAAAUCUCAUUUUUUUCUAUUGCUGCAAAUUUUGUAUCGAUGCAGCUAAAAUGACUGGACUGAUAUAUAGAGCAGCAGUGAGUCUGAAGGUAGAAGAACCUAAAGAAUAUACAUUUCAAUUCAGUUUUCAUCCAAGAUGUUUUUCUAAAUUUCAUAUAAUUUUGUGAGUAAAAGUACAAUGUUGGAUCUGAAUUUUCUUUUAUAAAUUGAAAGAGGGGUAACUAGACAGUUUAUAAACAACAACUCCUUAAGUGAAUUUUGAACUUUCUGAUUUAAUAUUCAUUCCAGUAUUUGUACCAAGUAGUUGACUUAGAAUCCAAAUAAAGCAGCUCCAAAAUCAAA
Molecule: messenger RNA, 3281 nt
Organism: Thrips palmi
Lineage: Eukaryota; Metazoa; Arthropoda; Insecta; Thysanoptera; Thripidae
Exons: 10
Coding region: 200-1936 (578 amino acids)
Cellular component (GO): Golgi apparatus
Molecular function (GO): protein binding
Source: RefSeq, a predicted model, not a curated record